GCGGGGUUUUGAGAGCAGAGAGAGUGUGUGUAUGUGUGGAGCGGUUGUGUUGGACGGGGUAUUUCUCUGAACUGAGACGUGCUGUUAAUGUGAACUGGACCUGCAUUUACACAUUACCGCUGAUAUGGAGCCCAGACAACAGGGUUUGUUGGACAAAGAGCCUCUAAAGGAAGUGGACGAGGAUAUGGUGUCAGAGGUGGAUCUCACCAACACUAUCACAGAAGAGGAGCGAGAGGAAAUGGAGAAUGAGCUGAUUAAGUUAGAUGAAGAAAUCACUACUUUGAAACAAGUCCUGGCCUCCAAAGAAAAGCGUCACUUGGAGCUGAAACAGAAACUAGGGAUCACACCCCUGAGUGAACUGCGACAGAACUUCUCCAAGAGCUGGUAUGACAUGCAGACCACCACAGCAUACAAAAAGACAUCUGAGACCCUGACCACAGCAGGACAGCGGACCUCAGUGGCCUUCAGUAACCUGGGCAAUGCCAUCACCAGGAAGUUCGGCGAUAUGAGGUCAUAUUCUCUUGGCUAUUCUAUACGGCAUUCAAUGAGCAUGCCUACAAUGAGGAACUCGCCUAGCUUCAAGUCCUUUGAGGAGAAAGUCGAAAGCACAGUUUCAAACAUUAAGUCAAAGGUUGGAGGAACAGGAGGGGCGGGCAGUUUUGAAGAUGUCCUGUCUUCAGCAGCCCAAGCCAGCGCCCAGGACACCCCUACUAAUAAUGUGACCGAGAACAGUGAGCGCUAAGGGUUUCAGUGGUCAACCAGUGGAACUCUGAUGACCCCUAGUGGUUUGGAGACCACAGUGAAAGUUGCACCAGGGGCCCCAAAAAACGAGAAGGGUAUAACUGCAGUCUGGAGAUCUCCUAAUAGGGGCGGGAACUCCAAAACUGGGUGAGACCUCCAAAAUAGGGCGUGGCUUCCUCCCAUUGAGAAACAGGCGCAUGACACGCAUGCACAAUUUUUCCACCAAUCCACUUUAGUGCAAACUCCGCCCCAAAGCUGAUUCUGAAGUUUUUAUUGGAUGUGUCUGUUAAAGUGUUUCCUAAACUUUGCAACAAAAAAGCUAACCCCUAAAUCUACCCCACACCUUACCUUAACCAGAUAAAUUGACUGAAUGGCGGGAUUGGUGCUGAAUAGCGUGGUAAAGAAAGUUUCAGUUCAGGAAAUGAACAGUUAAUAAGAUUAUGCGAUAUGAGACUCACCGGACAAUGGCACCUUUUUAGUUACACCAAGCAUCACUACACCCUCCUAGCCUGCAAUUUUCAUGUCCCGGGACGGCCCCGUUGUUUGGAAUAAAACCAUAGAGUAAAAUCUUUCCCUCUGCUGGGACGGCUCCUGAGUGAUUCCCGUUUACAUCAUGAAGCAGAGGUUCAAACUUGGGAGCAAACACCGAUGGUAACGAGCUUUGGGCUCUGCUCUAGUGGAGAAUAUUUAUUUAUAUAGAAUAUUUUAUUUUAGAUGAACUAGAAACAAUGUUUAAUUUAUAAAGUUUUUUUUUUUUUUUUAUGUAAGUCAGUAACAAUUGGCUGAAGCCACAGCCAAUGGUGAAAUUCUUUGCAAAAGGAGACCCCGCCCCAUUUUGGAGGUUCUGCCCAAUUUUGGAGUUCACGUCCCAUUUUGGAGAUCUCCGAUCUGCCGUUAUAUCCACUUGAAAAAAAACAGUAAUACAUGCCUUUCAAAUGCGUGUUGGUGGAUUAUCUGUGCACGGAAGGAAAACAACCAAGUGGAGCCUGUUUAUUCUUUAAGUUCUUUUCGAAAUAUGUAUAGUUUUUCAAGGAUAUUAUCUUUGGUGUAGUCCUGCGUUACUUUAUUAUUUAUACUAACUCAACAUUGUUUAACUGUAACAAAGCAUGAUAUAUUUCCUGGACCAAAAAUAAUGGCUGCAUAUACAAUCCCUAAAAGAAGUGCUUGAAAGAAUGUUCAACAACAUUUUGUUUUCCUGUUAUAAAUGUGUUAAUGCUCCUAUUCCUGCUAACUAGAGCAUGUUUGUUGAUAACAGCCUGAUGUAAGUUGGAAUGUAUUGGUAAUGAUAAUUGCCAGUGACCAAAAAUGUAUAGAAUUAUUGGUAACACUUUAGAAUAAGGUUCCAUUUAGUUAAUGUUAGUUAACUACUUUCGUUAACAUGAACUAAGCAAGAACAAUCCUUCUACAGCAUUUAUAAGUCUUAGUUCAUGUUAAUUU
Messenger RNA from Carassius auratus (goldfish), 2178 nucleotides. RefSeq names its product tumor protein D53 homolog. Gene Ontology annotation, biological process: positive regulation of apoptotic signaling pathway; positive regulation of MAP kinase activity. The record is from RefSeq and is a predicted model, not a curated record. Gene Ontology annotation, cellular component: cytoplasm. The transcript has 8 exons. NCBI's taxonomy places the organism in Eukaryota, Metazoa, Chordata, Actinopteri, Cypriniformes, Cyprinidae. The coding region runs from base 125 to 742 and encodes 205 amino acids.